Caretta caretta (loggerhead turtle) is the source of this 792-nucleotide messenger RNA. Lineage: Eukaryota; Metazoa; Chordata; Testudines; Cheloniidae. The record is from RefSeq and is a predicted model, not a curated record.
AUGCCUUUCCCCAUCCGGAGAGUUAAAUGGAACUGGGCAGAACUGCUGCAAAAGCAGGUGGAAUUUCUCCAAGAUCUGCCUGCCCACACGUUCAGUGAGGAGGCAUUGGUGGUAACAACUCCCACAGCGCCACCUCUUGGUUCCUCGUGGUAUUUCGCCCACGGUCACUGCCUGGGGAGGGGUGGGGAGCCGAGGUUUGUACUGAGAAGGGAUUUUUCCAGCCUCCAGGGAGCGCUCUGCAAUGGUGUGCAAAGGUGUGCAAAGGUGUGUGCGUCCAGAGAGCAAUCGUGCUCCGGCCCCCUGCAGCUCUGCGCCCCCUCGGAAGGGACCUGCAUCACUGUCGUGGCAGAGAUCAGGCUGGAGGGAUACUACUUCUCCUACACGGCUCAAUCGUGCCUGGAGCCCCAGAACUUUGAGCCCAGCCCCUUCUCGCUGACCUACCCGCACAAUGUCACCGUGCGGAUGAACAUCGUCAGCUGUGACACCAACGGCUGUAACGCCAGGGCCAUCCCAGGUCCAUAUCACGAGAAUGAGAAGGAGAAGAAGAGGGAGAAGGAGAAGGAGAAGGUGCUCUUGGCCUGCACCGGCGCCGAGGAGCAUUGUAUUGAGGAUUAUGGGGUGUUAACACUAGGUGACAUCAAGCUGAUGAAGAGUGCGGCUGGAUGUGGCUCCCCUGGCGCCUGCAUGAAGAGAUUGUUGGUGAAGAAAUACGCCCAGGGCCUGGUGGAGAUGCUGAGCCGGACCAACUGCUACCCAGCUCCCUGGGCCAGUGGAAGCAUCGGGGAGCCCUGA